UUUCGUUUCAUUUACGUUGCAUCACUUCUUAUAAACCAAUUGAUUGGUAGGUGAGGAUCGGUGGCAUUGGUAUCUGGCUUGCCACGUCUAACCACGGUUGGUGGGUGCUUUAGGUGGGUAAGGAGCUGCGGAUGGAGAAAAUUGGGAAACACAAAGCUGUACUGUUAAAGGAGGAGAGCUCCGAAUGCUGUAUGCAGGUAUAUAUUGGAUCAGAGAGACUCAAGAGGAGGGCCGGCGCUGCGAUCACCGAGCGUACGUUUCUGAAACGAAAGAGGAGAGGCAGGAGGAAUCAGAAUGGAAGUGAAGAUCAUAGAAACUAGAGAGGUAGUCCCGGUUCACCCACCGUUCGAUCAGGAUCACAUCCUCCCACUUUCCCACCUGGACAACGACCGUAACGUCCAUGUCAAUUUCCGGUACCUCCGCGCCUAUGUUAACAACCGUAGCACCGCCACUCCCACCACUGCUGCCGCCGCCGCCGCCGCCGAUCCUGUCCAAGUUAUCACCGAAGCCCUUUCGAAAGCCCUGGUCUACUUCUACCCAUACGCUGGCACUCUCCGCCGCCUACCCAACGACUCUCGGUUCUCCCUCUUCUGCUCCGCUGGGAAAGGAGUCCCCAUCAUCCGCGCCGCCGCCGACCGUACACUCACCUCCCUCAACUACUUGGACGAUCCAGCUGCGCCAUAUCUGGACCGGCUGGUACCAGACCCGAGCCAAGGCGAGGAUGUGGUCCACCCGUGCGUCCUACAGAUCACGGUCUUUGCGUGCGGUGGUUACUGUUUAGGUGCUUCCAUCCACCAUUCCAUGAGUGAUGGUUACGGUUCGUCUCUGUUCUUCAACGCCAUGGUGGAGUUCUCUCGAGGGGCGGCUCAGCCGUCGGUCCAGCCUGUCUGGGACCGGGCGAGCCUGCUGGCCCCACGAAAACCACCCCAUGUGGAAGUUCCGUUUCACGAGUUCCUCCGGUUGGAUAAGGAGUUUUCCCCUUAUCGUCAAGAGACCGGGCCGGUAGCUCGGGAGUGUUUCGCCAUUAAAGACGAUAGCUUGGAGAGUUUUAAGGCAGAACUGCGAAACCUGUCUGGAUCCAGCUUCACCACGUUCGAAGCUUUGGGUGCUUUUAUAUGGCGGGCCAGGGUUAAGGCCUCAAAUUUUGCAGUUGAUGAGAAGGUCAAGUUUGCAUACUUGAUUAAUAUAAGGAAAUUGAUGAAGCCGGCACUACCGGUUGGGUACUAUGGGAAUGGUUGUGUUGCCAUGUACGUGCCACUGAGUGCCAAAGAGCUUGUGGAGCAACCAAUUUGGAAGACGGCAGAGCUGAUCAAGAAGAGCAAAUCAAAUGCCACAGAUGAGUAUGUUCGAUCCUUCAUCGAUUUUCAAGAGCUACAUUACUCCGACGGGAUCACGGCGGGGAAGGGAGUGAGUGGGUUCACAGAUUGGAGGCACCUUGGUCAUUCUGCAGUUGAUUUUGGUUGGGGUGGUCCUGUCACUGUGCUUCCACUCUCCAGGAACUUACUUGGCAGCGUUGAGCCUUGCUUCUUCUUGCCUUAUUCUUCUGCUAAUGAGGGAAUGAAGGAUGGGUUCAAGGUUCUGAUUUCUUUGCCACAAACUGAUAUGCCUACUUUCAGGGAAGAAAUGGACAAGUUUAGCAACAUCAAGUUGAGUACUCUCUAGUGCCAAGAACAUUUUGAAGAGUUCUUGAUUCCCAGGGAUUUCCUUUCUUGCACCUUUGUUAUUGAAAUGAGGUUUUCUAGGUAGAAUUAUUAAUGAAAGGACAUUACCAUGUUUUUUUAUGAAAUUAUAAUAGGGAAAAGGUUCUUUUGAGUAA
Molecule: messenger RNA, 1816 nt
Organism: Macadamia integrifolia
Lineage: Eukaryota; Viridiplantae; Streptophyta; Magnoliopsida; Proteales; Proteaceae
Product: spermidine sinapoyl-CoA acyltransferase
Exons: 2
Coding region: 295-1662 (455 amino acids)
Source: RefSeq, a predicted model, not a curated record